CCUGUGGAGCGACCCCGUGUCCCUCCCUGACCCCUGGAGGAUUCCCCAAGGUCACAGUCACCCCCUCCAUCCCAGACUUCCCAUCUCUUCAUGGCUAACGCAUAACAAUCGUCACAAUUAACAGCAGCCCCACACUCUGAAGCGCUUCUGGAAGGGAGCUCUACUCAAGAAGAGGGAGACGAGACAGGGACCUCCCCGCGCCGUCCUUUCUUCCUCGGUCUCUGCUGCUGAGGACUAUUUAUAGGUGGGUGACAAGGGCGGCGGGAGGGCGUGAAGGCAAAAGACAAGCUUUUUUUUCUCGUAGGAACUCAAAUCUUCCGUUCCGGCUGUGUUUCCGGAGGCAUUUCCAGAGUACCUAGAGGGGAGCGACUUCCGGCUGCGACCGCGUCUUCCGAGUUUUGAGAUCGGCUGCUUCCGCCCGGAGUUGCUGUGAGCUCCAGCAGCAAGUAGCCACUUCCGCCAGGAGUCCCUAGCGGCCAGGGCGUGGAAGCGGGUCCCGACGCGGCAUCCUCCUUCUUCCCUCUGCCUGCCCACGCGGGACGGGGUCCCCAGCGGCAGUGGCGGUGCCUGGGCCUGUGGAAAGGCGUUCUCUGUGGCCGAGUCCUGGGCCUGGCGGACCGGGCGGUGCGAGAGAGGCGCCCGGGCCUAGCCCAGCCCCACCUGCUGUCUCCCGCGGCCGGUGCCGGCGGCUGCAGGCCUCGCCGCGCCCACCCUUUCUGGGGCGGGCCCAACCUCACCGCCCGGCCGGCCCCGCCCCACGGGCCAGCCCCGCGCCGGGUAGUUCCGCUUCUCUCCCUGCGGCGGGGUAACCGCCUCGCACCUCCCGGGCUCGCCUUCCUGGCUCCGGCCGCGGGGGGAGCAUGGAGUUUGCGGAGCUGAUUAAGACCCCGCGGGUGGACAAUGUGGUGCUGCACCGGCCUUUCUACCCGGCCGUCGAGGGCACCCUGUGCCUGACGGGCCACCACCUCAUCCUGUCCUCCCGGCAGGACAACACGGAGGAGCUGUGGCUCCUCCAUUCAAACAUCGACGCCAUCGACAAGCGAUUUGUGGGAUCACUGGGUACCAUCAUCAUAAAAUGUAAAGAUUUUCGAAUUAUUCAGUUAGAUAUUCCUGGAAUGGAGGAAUGCUUGAAUAUAGCCAGUUCCAUUGAGGCAUUGUCUACCCUGGACUCUAUCACUCUGAUGUACCCUUUCUUUUACCGUCCUAUGUUUGAAGUGACAGAAGAUGGCUGGCAUUCCUUCCUUCCUGAGCAAGAGUUUGAACUGUAUUCCUCAGCUACCGGUGAAUGGAGGCUAAGCUAUGUCAAUAAGGAAUUUGCUGUCUGUCCCUCUUACCCACCAAUUGUCAUAGUACCCAAAUCCAUUGAUGAUGAAGCUCUUCGGAAGGUAGCUACAUUUCGACAUGGAGGGCGCUUCCCAGUACUAAGCUAUUAUCACCAAAAAAAUGGGAUGGUAAUUAUGCGAAGUGGCCAGCCACUCACUGGCACAAAUGGGAGGAGGUGCAAGGAAGACGAGAAGCUGAUCAACGCUACCCUCAGGGUGGGGAAACGUGGCUACGUCAUUGACACCCGAUCCCUGAACGUGGCUCAGCAAGCUAGAGCCAAAGGAGGUGGCUUUGAACAAGAAGCCCAUUAUCCCCAGUGGAGGCGAAUUCAUAAGUCCAUUGAGAGGUAUCACAUUCUUCAGGAAAGCUUAAUCAAACUCGUAGAAGCUUGUAAUGACCAAACACAUAACAUGGAUCGAUGGCUCAGUAAAUUGGAGGCCUCUAACUGGCUGACUCACAUCAAAGAGAUUCUGACAACUGCCUGCCUCGCGGCUCAGUGCAUCGACAGGGAAGGAGCAUCAGUAUUGAUUCACGGGACAGAAGGAACUGAUUCCACACUCCAGGUGACUUCCCUGGCCCAGAUCAUCUUGGAGCCAAGAAGCAGGACGAUUCGUGGUUUUGAGGCUCUGAUUGAGAGAGAGUGGCUGCAGGCUGGUCACCCGUUCCAGCAGCGCUGUGCACAGUCAGCCUACUGUAACACCAAGCAGAAGUGGGAGGCUCCUGUAUUUCUUCUCUUCUUGGACUGCGUGUGGCAGAUCCUUCGUCAGUUUCCCUGUUCUUUUGAAUUUAAUGAGAAUUUCCUCAUCAUGCUCUUUGAGCAUGCUUAUGCUUCACAAUUUGGAACAUUUCUGGGCAACAGCGAAAGUGAAAGAUGUAAGUUGAAGCUACAGCAGAAGACAAUGUCUUUGUGGUCCUGGGUCAAUCAGCCCAGUGAGCUGAGUAAAUACACCAAUCCCCUCUUUGAAGCCAACAACCUCGUCAUCUGGCCUUCGGUUGCUCCGCAGAGUCUUCCGCUGUGGGAAGGUAUUUUCCUACGUUGGAAUAGAUCCUCUAAAUAUUUGGAUGAAGCGUAUGAAGAAAUGGUUAACAUCAUUGAAUAUAAUAAGGAAUUACAAGCAAAAGUCAAUAUCCUUAGAAGGCAGUUGGCAGAACUGGAAACAGAGGAUGGGAUGCAAGAGAGUCCCUGAAAGGUCUCCUCACACCCUUCGUAAGGACCUUCCUGGGCCUGUGUCCACCUCUCUCUCCUUGUGCCCUUCAAUUCACUUUACGCGGUAGCCUUGAAGUAAAGGCUUUGGACGUGGGUCCCUUCUAACGUAAUGGAUUUCUCAAUACUGUGUGAAUAAUGAAACUAUCGUAACUCAUGUUUCAUGUGGCCUGUUAGGCCCUGUCACUUGGAGCAGGAAGGAGGUGCUAGUCAUUUUAUUUUUACGUGAAAUAGAUGACCUAUUUAAUGCCAUUUGUGUUCAUGCCAUUUAUCGAAAGCUUUUUUUCUGUGCCCACUCCCUAAACAGCAUUCUAGAGCAGUCAGGGAGACAGUUAAUCUCUCUAGGGACUAUUUGGUGGUUUUAAAAAGGGUCAGACUUUUAAACCCUCUGAGCAUAGAAAUGUUUCUCAAAAUGGUAGUGAUUGAUAAACCGAGAAUUUUGUGUUUAACAUACCAUUUCCAGUGUCUUUGCCACAUCAAAUAACCAUUUUCUUUAAAAUAGUUUUGGACUAACGAAGCUGAAUCUGUUCUCAUUCUUGUUUGUCAAGAAAGGAAAAUCUGUUGUUCAAGGUAAAUUAUUUCUUCAAGCGCAACAGGUAUGGUCCUCUGAUACUUACAUUGAGAAGAGUUAAAUUUAUUUUAACGUAGACACUAAAAGUAUGUGCAAUAUAGAAUUAAAGUAGGAAUUUGUUACUGGUUGAGAAUUGUUACUGUCGAAUUGUUUUUAUUUUAGGUUUUGACCAUACAUAUACAAUGUGUAUCAAAUGCUGGUUGUAAAAUUAAACCAUCAUCUAGAAUAGAGUUAAUUUGUUAUAAUCAAGCUACAAAUACGGUUGUCUUAAACCAGAGAUGAUGCACUGCCCUUGUCUAAAGUUCUUAUUGCACUGGUUUAUAUAUGUAUGUGUGUUUUAUUGUGUGUGUUUUUUUUUAAUUUGUAAGUAUUCUAAGAGUUUACUAAUACUAACGUUAAAAUUUUCAUGUUGACCUGAGCCUUUUGCAGAUUUAUUUUGACUCUAUUCAUUUGCCCAUUAUGUGUUAAGCAAAUAUAGCUUAAGUGAAGGGGGAUGUUUGUAAAUAUGAUGUAACUCUGUGUUUUAAACUUCAGGACAGAUUUGAGUGUUUCAGUGUUACAGAAACAGUGAUGGCUGUAUUCAUGCUCUGCCAGUUUAUGCCUGCAACUCCAAAUACUUGUGGUUCGGUAUUUUGCACCUACAUUUCUGUUAGGUGACAUUGCUCAUUUUAACAGAUACGACCAAUUCUAGUUGUUCUUUAAAAGGAUAGUUAUGAGUAAUCUUUAAAACCAUUUUCAUACCAUCUGUAUAUAACCAGUUCGGUAAAGAACAAACCACACUGAACCCUGCUUUAGAGCUGUGUAUUGAGCUAAAAAUGUAAUUUUUAAAAAAUCGACUAGCAAAAUCUGUGGCUACAUAGAGAGCCUUCGAAAAUGGCAAAUACUUUGUAUCACCAGUUGUCUAAGUUUCAUCUUUCUUCUGCUUCCUCAGCCUUGUAGCAAAGGCUAGACAGCAGCCCAUAGUCCACAGUCUCUUUGGGAAAAUUUGCCUGCUGCCCUCUUUAAGCUCAGCUUAUUCUUGACUGACUUUCUGUGCUGUAGUUAUGAACCUUCAGGCAUUAUAACCCCAUGGCAAGGAGCCUGUGAGGUGUAGUUGCAUCUCUGCAUUGUGUGAAAUGGCCGUCUUAGUUUUGUAAAAAAAGGAGACAGCCUCGCUUUUGUGUGUCCCUCAGAAUUGCUUGCUCUGUCUGUUAAUACAGCUCACCCUUUUGAUUUCUCCUCUUUUCGUCUCAAGAUUGUAUAUGAAGGAGCCCUUUUCUUCUCAGCCAACAGGCAUGUAAGGAAAACCAUCUAGAGAGUUUUCUUUAGAAGUGACUCCCAUUAGCUAGGUGUGUGCCUGUGGUCUCAGCCACUAGGGAGGCCGAGGCAGAAGGAUCCCUUGAGCCCAGGAGGUUGCGGCUGCAGUGAGCUAUGAUCACAUCAGUGCACUCCAGCCUGGGCAACCGAGCAAGACCCUGUCUCUAAAGAAAAAACCAGAAGUGACUCCCAGUGCUUAUAUUGAUAGGCCCAUAGGGCGUCCAUGGGUGGAAACUUGCGAGGGAGUUUGUGUUCGGCUUGGUCAUGGAGCGAUUUCCGUGCCAUCAAGUUAGACCCAUCUUCCUGAUGAACAUUUGCUGUACGAGUCAGAGUACAGUCAUAGCACGGAAUUUGCAUUUCAUCUUCUCUGUCUUAUUGAGACAACAAUCUAUACUGUUUUGACAAGUUUGCAUUUAUAAGUAGGGGUUGUCCAAACUUCAGAUCUGUGUACAGGUUGUAAAAAUAAACUUUGGUGUCAGUGCA
Messenger RNA from Saimiri boliviensis boliviensis (Bolivian squirrel monkey), 4877 nucleotides. It is a transcript of the gene MTMR9, whose product is annotated as myotubularin related protein 9. Gene Ontology annotation, molecular function: protein phosphatase binding. Gene Ontology annotation, biological process: phosphatidylinositol dephosphorylation; negative regulation of autophagy. Gene Ontology annotation, cellular component: cytoplasm. Lineage: Eukaryota; Metazoa; Chordata; Mammalia; Primates; Cebidae. The record is from RefSeq and is a predicted model, not a curated record.